ACUCUCUUACUAUUAUUUUCAUCCAAUACUACCAAAUAUCACAUUUCAGUUGAGCUUGAGUUGAGUACAAUGGAUUCCAAAAUAGCAAUUCUCAUCCUUGGCCUAAUGGCCAUGGUUCUUGUUAUUUCCUCAGAGGUUUCAGCUAGGGAUUUAACUGAGACUUCAACUAAUACCAAAGAUGACGUUGUUGAAAAGUCAGAUGAAUUAAAUGAUGCCAAAUAUUACGGUGGAGGUUACAACCAUGGUGGCGGCGGAGGUUACAAUGGUGGUGGAGGAGGCUACAACCAUGGUGGUGGAGGCGGAUACAACCAUGGAGGUGGUGGUUACAAUGGUGGCGGAGGAGGAUACAACCAUGGUGGCGGAGGAGGAUACAACCAUGGAGGUGGUGGUUACAACGGUGGCGGUGGAGGCUACAACCAUGGAGGUGGUGGUUACAAUGGUGGCGGAGGAGGCUACAACCAUGGAGGCGGUGGUUACAAUGGUGGUGGAGGAGGAUACAACCAUGGUGGUGGUGGUUAUGGUGGUGGAGGUGGACAUGGUGGUAGUUCCAACAAUGGUAACUGACUAUGUCACCAUGCAUGCAUGUACUAUGUGUAAUCAUGAAUAAAUACUGUUGGGUUUCCAACAAAAGAGUAUAUAGAUAAAUCACUAUGUUAUCAUGUGUAAUAUAUCAAAUAUCAUCCUUGUUGUUAGAA
Lathyrus oleraceus (garden pea) is the source of this 695-nucleotide messenger RNA. Its product is annotated as abscisic acid and environmental stress-inducible protein. The coding region runs from base 70 to 564 and encodes 164 amino acids. The record is from RefSeq and is a predicted model, not a curated record. The transcript is spliced from 3 exons. NCBI's taxonomy places the organism in Eukaryota, Viridiplantae, Streptophyta, Magnoliopsida, Fabales, Fabaceae.